CAGCAGGCAGGCUCGACUCGCCCUCCCGGAAACUCUGCAGCCGCAGCGGGUCUGAUCAUUUUAACAUCGGGGUUCGGUCCAACAUGGCGGCGCACGGAUGGAAAUACUGAUGACAGUCCGAAAGAUCGCCUCGAUUUGUACGAUGGGCGCCAAUGCCUCUGCCUUGGAAAAGGAGAUUGGACCGGAACAGUUUCCUGUUAAUGAACACUACUUUGGAUUGGUCAACUUCGGCAACACCUGCUACUGCAACUCGGUGCUGCAGGCUCUGUAUUUCUGCCGACCGUUCAGGGAGAAGGUGCUGGCGUACAAGGUGCAGCCUCGGAGGAAGGAGUCCCUCCUCACCUGCCUGGCCGACCUUUUCAACAGCAUCGCCACCCAGAAGAAAAAAGUCGGAGUCAUCCCUCCCAAGAAAUUCAUCUCUCGGCUAAGGAAGGAAAACGAGUUGUUUGACAACUACAUGCAGCAGGACGCCCACGAAUUCCUCAACUACCUCCUCAACACUAUCGCAGACCUCCUCCAGGAGGAGAAGAGCCAGGAGCGACAGCAGAACGGAAAACUGGUGCAGAACGGGAGCGGAGGAGGCGGAUGUGGUGACGGAGGGGGAGGCGGGGGUGAAGGCGACGGUGGGAAGGGGACGCAGCAGACGUGGGUCCACGAGAUCUUCCAGGGAACGCUGACCAACGAGACGCGCUGCCUCAACUGCGAAGCUGUGAGCAGUAAGGACGAGGACUUCCUGGAUCUGUCGGUGGACGUGGAGCAGAACACUUCGAUCACACACUGUCUCAGGGGCUUCAGCAACACAGAGACGUUAUGCAGCGAGUACAAAUAUUACUGUGAGCAAUGUCGCAGCAAACAGGAAGCCCAGAAACGGAUGAGGGUAAAAAAGCUGCCCAUGAUCCUCGCCCUCCACCUCAAGCGCUUCAAGUACAUGGACCAGCUGCACCGCUACACCAAGCUGUCCUAUCGCGUCGUCUUCCCGCUGGAGCUCCGCCUUUUCAACACGUCAGGCGAUGCCACCAACCCCGACCGCAUGUACGACCUGGUCGCGGUUGUCGUUCACUGCGGCAGCGGCCCCAACCGCGGACACUACAUCACCAUCGUCAAGAGCCACGGCUUCUGGCUGCUGUUUGAUGACGACAUUGUAGAGAAAAUCGACGCGCAGGCGAUCGAGGAGUUCUACGGCCUGACGUCCGACAUCUCCAAGAACUCAGAGUCCGGAUACAUCCUGUUCUACCAGUCCAGAGACUGACGCAGCCAGCGGUGAAUUCCCCCAGCAGACUGUCUGGACGUGGCAGACGAGCCGCCGGCUGCCUCCAGUACGCUCACACAAGUAUCCGGGCUUUAUUCCCCCUGCGGCAGGGAGCGGCUUUGACCCCGGAGCGCCGCUUGGGGAAACGGGUUCGAGGCGCGUGCCGGUUGCAUGCCUGCCUCCGGGAUGCCAAAUCCUCCGAGAACACACUGCAACAAGCACCUUGAUAUACCAAGAAACCCCCCCACUGUCUAACACUCGCUUUGCACUAUUGCACCAGGAACGGAGACCAGUGGCUGAACCGAUCAUGUGUGUUUUUUAGCGGCUUCAGAGGAGGCAGCAGCUUCUUUCUGAGUAUUAAUACCUUGCUACGUUAGCUUCCCUCCCCAGCAGCGGUGGAACUGCCAGAUCAUGUGUUCACUGGACAGGAAGUGAAGCGACUAUGAUCUGACGGCACCGAUAGACGUCCAGCCAAUCACCUCAGACCUCUCUGACAUCAUGUAGGGUUGGAGGCCGAACGCUGCGUGAAAAAGCGCCGUUUCUACGAUCUGUGGCUCAUAUACAGUAUCUUAGCGCAAGGGAGUCACUGGAGGGGUGGGAACAUGUCUCAAACUGAUGAGCACAGCUCCGUAUUUAUGAUGAAAGAGCAAAGAAAUCGUUUUAUUUUAAAUAUUCAAAGAUCAAGUGACAUAAACUGACCAAAAAUUCAAUUUGCAGUAUGUAUAACUUCACCUUUUCAGUGUUUUUAUCGGUUUAAUAUUGUUUUUAUUUACAAUGUAUUUUUAUUUUAUUUUAAGCUGCAGGUUUUUGGGGGGGUGUUUUUAAGUACCAGGACUAGCAAUGAGUCUAACAGUAGCAGCUUUUAAACUUUUAACUUUUUCAACUACAGGACAGUUUUUAAAAGCUGUCCUGUAGUGGAACGAGACUUGGAGGUUGGUUAUGAAGUGGUGUUGUGCCAUUAGGAGCCACAUUUGAUGACACGAUGGAGAAAAGGAGAGAGAGGACCGAAGGAAGAGCAAGUCUGAAAAACUGUGCAUUUUUAAAAACCUGUAAAAUAUCCACUUUAAUUUCUCAGCAGACUCAGUUUUGACACACUACAAAGAUUUGAUCAGUGUCUGCCUCGUUCCGUUGGCGAUCCAGUCCAGCUGCAGCUCUCAAGUUGAGAAGAAUCUUUCCUCAACACGUUUUUCACUCUGCGAUUCUCCAUCCCCACUCAGGCUGUUAUAAAGCAGCAGAUCUAAAGAUGGCGCCGUCUUUUCAUUUAGUGGCGACACGUUUAAAAAAAAAAAACAACAAAAAAAACAUUUUAUCAUCUCUGUGGCUUAAACUUCUCCCCAAGAGGUGAAAAUGCUUUAGGGAACUUCCCCUCACCCACGUGUUGCUUUGUGCUGCCAGCUGAGUGACGGCUAACUUUUCUUUCUCCCUUUAUCUGAAACUAAAGAUGCUGGUCAUUCCAUUGUGCCUAAUUUAAAAGUAAAUUUCUAUAAUCAACGUAUAAUCUGUGAGAACUGUUUAUGUAACUCAUAAACUAACACAUUAACUCGUGUAACAUAAUUAUGAACCUAUCUGAUCGGGGCUUGAAAAGUUCAAUUUGCUAACACGGGAUUGGCUGUCGGUUCGCUCUAAAAGGGAUUAGCAACAAAAUACGAAAAAUGGAACAUAAAGUGAAUUUUACAGGAAAAUAAUGAUGUAUAUCUUUAUGAAUUGUAUAACAAAUUAAAUACAAAUUGUUGAUCCCUAAACUAAGACACAAAGUUGGCUAUUUGACUUGUUUUUUGUUCAUGAAAUGCACUAAAAAGCACAGCUUAAGCUAACUUAAGCUCAAGUUAUCCAAGUUUAAGUUUAGCUUAAGCUUAAAUGGCUAGCUUAAGCUAUUAAAACUGGAUGUAGCUUAAAUAGCUUUAAGUAACUUAAGCUAAGCUAGCAAGGAAAAUUUGUCAGCUUGCAACCAGAGUUGGCAUGUGUUGGUGUAAUGGACACACAUAGCAUGCUAGCUAAGGAAGCAGCUGCUACUGACUUCAAAUGUUACUGGGAAAACAUCGGAAAGACCAUCCAAGAAAAUCUUCUGUAGAUUUUCCAUCAGUUGUUUAUCUGUUGCAUUCAGUUCUUCUUCUACUUCUUAUAACUGUGUUUGCAGAAGACCAGCUGCACACCUCUGCCCCCAAAGGUCAGUUCAAGAAAUUACAUGCCAUUCAAAUUUGACCACAAUCUCAGUUUUUCCAUUCGUCAAUUAUGUUUUUAAUUAUUUUUAAUUUGACUGUUACAAUGCCAAACCCAUUAAAUGACAAAUUCAGCCCUCUUCUUUUACAAACAAGAAUUAGAAUCCGGGUGUUUUAUAAGUUGUUUGUAUGUGGCGAAAUAGUAAGAGGGCAAAUAAGAAGAAAACAGAGCUGCAGGUCUGAAGUUUGCUUUUCUCUAGUUUCUGAUGACCUUUUUUCCAGUUUUCUCUUCAGUUGCCCAGGUGACAUGGCAGACAUGAUGGAGUUUAAUGUGCCUACUUUUGCUAUUUAAUCGUAAGGUUUUAAAAUCACUCCUCUAGCACUUGUUUUAAAGGGUAGAGACCUCAAAAAGACAUCACUACUUCCUCUCCAUGCCUCUGCUGCUCUUUAACGCACUGAAGAAGGUGCUGGAAAACGUUGCUUUGCGUCUUGAAAGUUUGUGGAUUUCAGGCAGUUCAGUUGGUCUUAAAAUGAAGAAUUCAGGCAGAAGCUCUGACCUUUUCCCACACACCCAGUGAGAGCGAGGCGGUUUUUUAUGCUUUCUGAAAGCUUCACCAAUAAGCACAAAGACGUGACUGGGGAAUUAAAAAUAAAACAAAAAUAGCAGAUUAAGUUGAUUGUGGAUCUUUUAUGAAUUGUCAAACCUAAUUUCAAACAAGAACUUUUUUGUUUUAUUUAAGCAUUAUUGUGAUUAUUAUUAUUAUUAUUAUGAAUGUUAACUUUUACUUUGAAUGUUUUUUUUUAUACUUUUCUUUGUCCUGUCUACCAAUUUUGCGUGGGCAGCUCUGGAGGGAGGAGGAGUUACUUUUGGAAGUUUGUAACGAGAGAUGUUGUUGUGUACAUAAAUACAGAUAUUGAUAUUAUAAUUUGGUUUUUAAAUGAAUGCUUGCUUAAAAUAAUUAACUGACUGGCUUGACAAGUGAGGAUCGGUGUUCAGUGCGGAGGGACGACCUCGCUCGGUGCAACUUCUCCGGGACGUUUUCCAAAAGUUCUCCUGUUCUGAAAUGUGUUGGAAGGAAAAAUCUGCUCUGAAUUACAUAAAGGAUUUUGAGAAGAAAAA
This is a messenger RNA of Xiphophorus maculatus (southern platyfish), 4528 nucleotides long. It is a transcript of the gene usp12b, whose product is annotated as ubiquitin carboxyl-terminal hydrolase 12-like. The coding region runs from base 98 to 1249 and encodes 383 amino acids. The record is from RefSeq and is a predicted model, not a curated record. Gene Ontology annotation, molecular function: cysteine-type endopeptidase activity; cysteine-type deubiquitinase activity. Lineage: Eukaryota; Metazoa; Chordata; Actinopteri; Cyprinodontiformes; Poeciliidae. Gene Ontology annotation, cellular component: nucleus; cytosol. The transcript is spliced from 10 exons. Gene Ontology annotation, biological process: protein deubiquitination.